Molecule: messenger RNA, 1743 nt
Organism: Colletotrichum siamense
Lineage: Eukaryota; Fungi; Ascomycota; Sordariomycetes; Glomerellales; Glomerellaceae
Exons: 1
Coding region: 1-1743 (580 amino acids)
Source: RefSeq, a predicted model, not a curated record
AUGUCCUUCGACUUCGUCUUCCCCUCGUGCGAACCCGCAACACCGCCAAGCUUCUCCUUCGACUCCUUCCCCUACGACCUCCCCUACCAGCAGCCCCAGCCGACAACGACAACAACACACUUUGCCGGUGGCCACGCCCGCUCCCGCUCAAACGGCUCCGUCUACUCCUACGUCUCCACCGCCGAGUCCACCCCGGACUCCGUGAGCACCCGCAUGACGACCCCGUCCCGCGCGUCCCCGCCCAUCCGGCAGCACGGGCCCCUGCUGCUCCCCAAGAUCCGCUCCCAGGACCAGGCCAUCGAGUCGCCCCCCGCCAAGCGCGCCAGGAUAUCUCCGAAGCCCCGCACCCCGGCUCCGGCCCCGCGCCGUAGCGUCGUCGCCGCCGCCGCCGCUGCCGCCUUCCGCCCCACCCACGCCCGGAGCUACACCAACCCGGAGACCCUCACCUGGAACAUGCCCUCCUCCUUCGUCAGCCAGCCCGAGGAGCCCUCCACCUCUUCCCUCCUCUGCUCCCCCGUCAUCUUCGCCGACGACAUGCACUCCCGCCGCGCCUCGACCUGCAGCCUGGACGCCCCCGCCCUCGAGAAGUACGGCUUCCCGACCUACCGCCAGAUGCCCGCAUACGUUCCCGCCGCCGCCUCCCCGGCGCCGCAGCCCGCCGCCCUACCCACCACCGAGGCCUACAUGUUCCCCUCCUACACCGCCGCCCCGCGCGCGCCCUCACCGUUGAGCAUCGCCUCCACCCCGGACCCGACCCCCAGCACCACCCUCAUGUCCUACCUCACCGGCCCCAACCCGGCCCCGUCCCUCGUCCGCACCAUCUCCUUCCCCCUCCGCGACCCCAACACCAAGCACUUCUGGUGGGACGUCCGCCAGAUCCGCCCCUGGACCGCCUUCAACCUCUCCACCGUGCUCUCCCUCCCCGGCGCCGCCUCCCUCCUCAACUGCCCCGUCCCGGCGCCCCUGCUCCCCCACCCGGCCCCCGCCGCCCGCCACCCCGAGACCGAGGCCGCUCUGCACGCCAUCUACGCCUCGCACUACCUCCCCAAGCUCAACGCCGCGCUCGCCAUCUCCAGCACUCGCCCCAUGCAACUGUCUUCUUCCUCUUCGUCAGGCAAGCAGACCUCAGAGCUGCUCUUCACCGCCUCCCCCGCCGGCGAACCCGCCUCCGCAGCCGCCAUCUUCGGCGGCAAGCCCACCGCCCGCGUCGUCGGCCUCGUGCGCUCCUUCGACCGCUUCAACACCGGCAUGCGCGUCGAGGGCGCCAUCAAGCGCGUCGAGUACCUCCGCGGCCUCGCCGCGCUGCACCACGCCAUGCGCGAGCACAGCUGCCGCUACGGCUUCAUCCUCACUGAGAUCGAGCUCGUGGUCGUCCGCAACGGCCCCGACGCCGUGCCCAACUUUGGCUUCCUCGAGGUCUCCUCCGUGCCGCUCGGCGCGUCUGUGAGUGAGGAGGAUGGCGACGUGCCGCUGACGGCGUGCCUGGCGCUCUGGGGCCUGUGCAUGAUGGCGGGCGAUGAUGCGCCGCAGGCGAGUGGGCUUGGUGUCGCGCACUGGAAGGCGGAGAUUGGUGCGCCCGCGGAGGGGACGAGGAGGAAGGCGCUGCCGAGGGAUGAGUGGAUGCCGAAGCCGCAGUUGGCGGAGAAGAGGGAGGCCAAGAGGGCGAGAGGGUGGAUUAUGCCCGAGGACCCUGUUGGACGGAAGGAGCUUGGUAAGAGGGGUGUAAGGUACGGUGCCUGCUAG